CAGCCAGCCAGGCAGUCAGUAAGCUCGGUUACCUUGGAGGCCACAGACGCAGCACCGGUUGCUACCUGCCGCUCGCGUCGUGCCGCGGCUGGAGGAGCGCGCGCGCGUGUGUGUGAGUGUGUGUGUGUGUUUGUGUUUGUGCGUGUUCUGCGGGCUUCAUGUCACUUGCACCCGACCGUCUGCACGCCUAGAAAGAAGAUGGAACGCUGUCGGACCGAUGGAUUUCCCUCGUGUGCAGGGCGCUGGCUGGUGGCGCUGCUCUUGCUGCAGCUGGCCGCCGCGGCGCUGGGCUCGCUGUCCGGCCUCUACAUCGACAACGGCGUCGACCAGACGCUGAUGCAGCGCUCGCUCACCCGCCACGAGCGCCAGGAGGUGGAGCACGAGAUCCUGAACCUGCUGGGGUUGCCGGACCGGCCGCGGCCCCCGCAGCCCAGCCACAGCCGCCUGCGCUCCGGCGGCGCCAAAGAGGCCCGCCAGCGCGGCCGCGCGCGCCUGCACCCGCACCUGGGCGCGUCCGCGCCGCAGUUCCUCCUCGACGUCUACCAGUCCCUGGAGGAGACGGGCAGCCUGCUGCACCACGACGACGGCAAGGCCGGCGACUUCAACAUCACGGGCAACGACCAGACCGCCAUCGACCAGAGCGACGUCAUCAUGACGUUCACCAGCCACAACAAGCACGUGAGUGGGCUGCGGCACGAGCGCGGGAAGCGGCUGUGGUUCGACGUCUCCGAGGUCCCCGUCGGCGAGGGCAUCAUGGGCGCGGAGCUCCGCCUGUACCAGAGGCCGGCGGCCCGCGACGCGCACGUCCAGGGCGACGGCACCUUCACCAUCACCGCCUACCUGGUCGUCAGCGUGGAGCACGGAGAGAAAGAGCUCGAGUUCGUGGACGCCGUCAACACGACGCACUCCAACCAGGGCUGGCACGUGUUCAACAUGACGGGCCCGCUCACCAACUGGGUGGCCUUCCCCGGCUCCAACCUGGGGCUGUACCUGUCUGUGAGGCCCGCGGCCGCGGCCGCCGCCGCCCCCGCCGAGCGACCCGGCCACGAGCUGCGGCCCGAGGAGAUCGGCCUGGUGAGCGCGGGCGGCGAGGAGGAGAAGCAGCCCUUCAUGGUGGCCUUCAUGAAGGCGAGCCCGGCCAACGCCAAAGUGAGGACGACCCGCGACACUGGCCGGCGUCGGCUCAAGAAGGCUGACGUGUCUGCUGUGGAGCCCAAUCUGCCGAGGAACCCCUUCGAUCGGUCGCUGUGGUCUGCUAGAACCUGUCAAAUUAAGAAUUUAUAUGUGAGCUUCAAGGAUUUGGAUUGGCAGGAUUGGAUCAUAGCACCAGAUGGGUAUGCUGCAUUCUACUGCAGUGGCGAAUGUAAUUUCCCUCUAAACGCACAUAUGAAUGCCACUAACCAUGCUAUUGUGCAGACAUUAGUUCAUCUCAUCAACCCAACAGCUGUACCAAAGCCAUGUUGCGUUCCAACAAAGCUAACACCCAUCAGUGUUUUGUACUUUUUGGACGAUUCAAAUGUUGUGUUAAAGAGAUACAAAAACAUGGUUGUUAAAAGUUGUGGUUGUCAUUGAGACACAGCAGUUCCUACCACGUACUUGCUGUUGUUCCUCUCCGUCCAUAUGUUAAAAUGAAAAUUGUGAUCUUAAUAAUUAAGUAGAAAACUAAUGUUGACUGAUCAUUGACUGCUAAGUUUCUUUAUUUUAAGAUUUGAGAAGUGCCUUAUAGCUGUUAAGUAAUACUGCUUUUUAAAAAAAAAACGAUAUUUUAAAAAAACAACAAAUUGAAAAAUAAGUUGCCUUUGGACUGACAAGGGAACCUUUUCAGGUGUAAAUCUCCGAUUUCGUUGGUACUCGGAAAAUUUAAAGGUUAUUAUAAUAGAAGUCGGAUGGCACUUGAAAUUUUUCCUAAACUUAACAUUUACUAGGGGUUUACUUAAGCCUGACACUGUUUUUUGCUCUAAAUAUCCCUCUACUGCUUAAACGGUUCAAAAUAGAGCAAAACGGACAAAAUUUUGGCCCAAAGGGCACUACUUUGACAAGUUACCCCUUACGACACUGCUUUUAAAUUUUUCAAAAAAUAUUUUUUUCUAACAUCUUACUCCUACCUUAUAUAGGGGAAAACUAAAUGUCAGGUUUAGGAAAAAUUUCAAGUGCCAUCCGAUUUCUACAUAAAUAACCUUCAAAUUUUCCAAGUUUCAACGAAAUCGGAGAUUUACACCUAAAAAGGUUCCCUUGUGAGCAAAGUAUCUCUGUCGAAGUGCUAAAGAGAGAAGCUUGCAGUGGAACUUUGUCUCACAACCCUAGUACCUGCUGAAAAACUGAAGACUUAAGUAAAGAUGUAAAGCUUUUUAUGUUCAUUGGUCUCAGAGUUGCAAUUUUAGAUGUAUCUAUUUGUCAGUCACAACGCGACUUUCCUUACAAAAUGUAAAUAGUGCCAAGCCUUUCGUACAUGUAGAAUAAACAGCUGUUAAAAAAAGAGA
Frankliniella occidentalis (western flower thrips) is the source of this 2480-nucleotide messenger RNA. Its product is annotated as protein 60A-like. The transcript has 6 exons. The record is from RefSeq and is a predicted model, not a curated record. Gene Ontology annotation, biological process: SMAD protein signal transduction. Gene Ontology annotation, molecular function: growth factor activity; cytokine activity. Bases 199 to 1572 code for a protein of 457 amino acids. Gene Ontology annotation, cellular component: extracellular region. Lineage: Eukaryota; Metazoa; Arthropoda; Insecta; Thysanoptera; Thripidae.